Molecule: messenger RNA, 2067 nt
Organism: Phytophthora sojae
Lineage: Eukaryota; Oomycota; Peronosporomycetes; Peronosporales; Peronosporaceae
Exons: 3
Coding region: 1-2067 (688 amino acids)
Source: RefSeq, a predicted model, not a curated record
AUGGGCGACGAUCCUUAUGACUUCGAGAUCGCGUUGCCUACAGCUUCGAACACUGCUAACAGAUCAACCAGAAAGCGUGGCAGCAGCAGUGACAGUGACGACGACGCCAGUGGUGCUAGCGGGGGUCUCAGCAGCAUGAGUGGCAUCAGCAGCGAAGUCGAGAGCGAACAAGGAACCGAUCAUGAACAACAAGAUCGAGCGGAAUCAAACUUCUCCCGGACAUCUAAGAGGUUUAACGAGCCGAAGUUUGCUGCGACUGCUGCUGCUGCGUCAUCGUCGGGGAGCGUUCUGGAUAAAGCCAAAAGCUUUUUGUCCAAAUACUCAGGUGCAGCAACAGGUAGUAAGUCAAACCUGCCAGCUAGCUCUCGUCUUCGCAUGGACCUAGAUGAUGAUGAUGAUUUCUCUGUGGAAUCUUCUUCUGGUGACGAUGAAGCAGGAAAGUUAGCGCCUCCCACGAAAUUGAGCAGUGUGCCGGUGAUGAAUGAGCAAGAUAGCGCUUCGCUCCAGAGUUCUGAAUGGCACAGUGUCCAUGAAAAGAGUCAUGAAAAGAUUGCGAGUCACCGCGAAGAUGUAAAUGGAGAGAGCAGUCAAAACAGCAUUGAGUCUCCUGCAUAUACGACUCAUUCAGUGGCGGUUCCAGCGAUAGCGACUCGCGAUGAUGAACACAGCAGCAACGGAAGUGAGCUUGGUGACAGCAUCGAAUCUUUUCACAGUAGCACGUCAGUAUCUGCGGCAGAAACAGCCAAGAUCACGUUGCCCAAACCAGCUUACCAAGAGCACGAAGACAGCGUCGAUGUGUACGAUGACUCAUUCCAGGAGGAGAGUCUUGGUCUAAGUCAUAAUAGCGUCGUUGACCACAAGUUGGAUCUUCAACCGAGCCUGGGCGCUCCUAGUUUUACUUCAGCGAGGGUGGGCCAGUCAGCAGCGUCUGAAAGCGGGGUUUACGAAGAGGAAAUGUUUGAGGAGGAAUCAACAGUAGCGAUACCAGCUCCUACCAUUAGCUCAAGUGCGAUCAAAGACAACGAUAUACAGCAGGAGGAUUACAAUUCAAGCAACUAUCUCGACGACGAAAAACCCUCUCUACCAAAUCUGCCCGACGAUUCUCGUACCGAUUCCCCGACAGCAGACACUCCACAGCCUAAACUCCACUCGAGCCUCGGCGCCUCUGCAUGCAUUGCGGGCGAGACACUCGAGUCUGAAAGUGGGGUUUACGGAGAAGAAGCAUAUGAGGAGGACUCGAUGAGAGCAGUACCUCCUCAUCCUGUUAGCUCGAGUACAAAUGAAGACGACAAUGUACGACAGGAAAAUGCGUCACCAGCGUGCGAUGAUUCAGGCGAUGAAAAGGAUGACAGCGUAGCUCCAGCUCCCAGUACCCCCAGUGCCCCAAUGGUCCAAGAAAAGUCGGAUCCCCCGCCUGAAGCAGAACUCGAGGAGGUCGCCCCGCCGACGCGUCCACGCGUGACCAUCGUUAGGGCUUUCGAGCUCGAUGAAGGAAAACGAGUAGAGAUGCGGGACGCCAGUACUCAAUUCACUGGAAACCACGCCGCUAUUCAAACAGAUCUGGUCCCAGAUGGCAUGCACAAUUUGCUCGCUGCUUCACCAGCCCCAGCGCCUCCAAACCGGAAAGAUCAAGUGUCUCCAAGUGAACCUGAAGCUGCUUGCGGUCAGCGCGAGCUACCACCAACUCCACCUCCUCCUCCAGUAGCAUCAACUUUCGGGUCGUCAAUGUACAGCUUGGACGCUUUGAAGGUGCCCAUGACGGCAUCGACGUCGAUAUACAAGCAGCAAUUACUUGCUUUGCAGGAACAAAUUUUGCAGAAGAAGCGUGAGACUGAACGCAUUGUCCAGGACCGGAUUUCAUUCCAGUAUACCUCCUUGCGAGGCACCGAGCGGUUUCACUCACUGAUGAUCUUUGUUUUUUCUGGUGGUCACCCACGCAUCCAGUUCUUAGCAGCUAGACGUGCCCAGAAAUUGGAAUUAUGGGAGGCACUCAUGCGCGUUGACCCAACGCUUGACGAGAAGAAGGCACGAGAAGUAGCGCGCCUAGCCCAAGCUGCGUCAACGUAA